UUUAAUUUUUUUUUAAUAAACCGGAUAUAAAAUCUAGUGGAAAAGAAAGAUUUCAAAGAGAAAGUUGCUGGAUCUGUUCCGCAUUAAUCAAGCAGAGUUUUUCAUAGUUUCAUCUAAAGUGAGUCAAAAGCUAAACUAUAAUGGGAAAAGAUUACUACAAAAUAUUAGGAGUAUCUAAAGAUGCAACUGAGGCUGAAUUAAAAAAAGCAUAUCGCAAACUUGCCUUAAAAUAUCAUCCUGAUAAGAAUAAAGCAGAAAAUGCAGCUGAAAAAUUUAAGGAAAUUGCAGAAGCAUAUGAGGUUUUAAAUGAUUCAAAUAAACGCGCUGUAUACGAUAAGUAUGGUGAAGAAGGGCUCAAAGGCGGCAUUGGUAGUAGUGGAGGAGGUGGUGCUGAGUUUUCUGGGUUUCCUGCUGGUGCCACUUCAUUUACAUUUGAUUCAAGCCAUUUCGAUCCAUUUGAUACAUUCAAAAAUUUCUUUGGUGAUGAAGAUCCUUUUAAAGAUUUUAUGUUUGGAGGAAAACGAGGCUUUCCUCGCUCAGGUCAAGCGAUGGAUGAUUUUGGGUUUACUUCUUUGUCAAGGAAGCAACAAGACCCGCCUGUUGAACACCAACUUCCUGUUACAUUUGAAGAAUUACUCACUGGCGUUAGUAAAAAAAUGAAAAUUACUCGAGAUGUUAUUGUCCCUGGGACAAAUAGUAAACGAUCAGAACCAAAGAUUCUUGAAGUGUAUGUUAAAAAGGGUUGGAAAGAGGGGACUAGAAUAACAUUUCCAAAAGAAGGUAACCAAUCAUUAAACAAAACUCCUGCUGAUAUUGUUUUUGUUAUUAAAGACAAACCUCAUAAUCGUUUUACAAGAGAUAAAGAUAACAAUUUGUUAUAUACGGCAAAAAUAUCUUUGCGUGAUGCCUUGGUAGGGUGUCAUUUCCCUUUAAAACUAUUAGAUGAUCGAGUAAUCAAUAUUGAGAUGAAAAAUGUGACACCUAGCACAAAAAAGAUUGUUAGUGGAGAAGGUCUUCCACUGCCUAAAAACCCUAAUCGAAGAGCUGACUUAAUUGUGUCUUUUGAUAUACAAUUUCCAACAAAUUUAAGUCAUCAUCAAAUGGAAAUACUUAAAACUACUCUUCCACCGUAAUUAAUUUUUAAUUCAAAACAUUAUCUUUUUCCUGGUAUGUUAUGUAUAUUUGUUUAUUUUAAAUCUUAGUUGAAAA
Molecule: messenger RNA, 1209 nt
Organism: Hydra vulgaris (swiftwater hydra)
Lineage: Eukaryota; Metazoa; Cnidaria; Hydrozoa; Anthoathecata; Hydridae
Product: dnaJ homolog subfamily B member 4
Cellular component (GO): cytosol
Molecular function (GO): protein-folding chaperone binding
Source: RefSeq, a predicted model, not a curated record